AGGCAGAACUUCAACAACAGACCUCCAGAUCUUCAUCCACGCUCUUCUCCAUCGUUGUUUCUGCGACUGAUCAGUAGCUAUGACUUUACUGCUGACAGUGCUGGGAGCCAUGCUCUGCUCCUUUAUGGCUUCUUCUGAAGUCGCACCCCAGGCAGACAUCAAUUUACAGGCGAUGGCAGGGAAGUGGUACCUGGUCGGAUUUGCCACUAAUGCCCAGUGGUUUAUCAACCGUAAGGCCAGCAUGAAGGUGGGCACGGCCACCUUCACCCCAACCGCAGAUGGGGACCUGGAACUUUCAUACGCCAGUCUCAACACCGAUGGCUCUUGCUGGAGAAUGAACAACCUGGCCAAGAAGACCAGUGUGCCUGGAAAGUUCACAUACACAAGUGAGCGCUGGGGGAAUGAGAACGACAUGCGCAUGGUCGACGUUAAGUAUGACGAGUACGCCCUGAUUCACACCAUUAAGUCCAAGGCGGGCGUCGUUACCGCUGUCAACAAACUAUAUGGUCGUGGCAUGGACCUCAGCGCUGAACUGCAGGAGAAGUUCAGGCAGUUCUCCUUGGAAACUGGCAUUCUGGCUGAAAAUAUUGUUUUCCUUCCCAAAAAUGCGGAGUGCCCGGCUGCCUAGUUUUCUGGCCAUCUUAUACAUCAAUGAUGCUGUCUGAAGAACUUCUAUAUUCUACAUUUAUCAAGACAACGAGACAAUGAUUAGUUUUUUCUGUUUAUUUACUCUGUUUCAGAUGAUGUAUUAGGAUUAGCUUCAAAUGCCACUAAACAUGAUGUAAAGCCGGGUUUCAAUAUACAAUACUUGCUUUUAUCUACUUGCAGUAGUACUUUACAGAUUCCCUUCAGACAUGUUUUGAGACAUAAAAAAUGCUCUGCUUUCAA
This is a messenger RNA of Morone saxatilis (striped sea-bass), 888 nucleotides long. Its product is annotated as lipocalin-like. Gene Ontology annotation, molecular function: small molecule binding. The record is from RefSeq and is a predicted model, not a curated record. Bases 80 to 628 code for a protein of 182 amino acids. NCBI's taxonomy places the organism in Eukaryota, Metazoa, Chordata, Actinopteri, Moronidae. The transcript is spliced from 6 exons.